This is a messenger RNA of Glarea lozoyensis ATCC 20868, 507 nucleotides long. RefSeq lists its product as uncharacterized. The transcript has a single exon. The record is from RefSeq and is a predicted model, not a curated record. The coding region runs from base 1 to 507 and encodes 168 amino acids. NCBI's taxonomy places the organism in Eukaryota, Fungi, Ascomycota, Leotiomycetes, Helotiales, Helotiaceae.
AUGAACACGAUCUUCAAAAACCUCUCGGAAUUCUUCACGCCUGAGAAUGAAUCCUCGAGUUCUGAGCUACAACGAGCGUGGCCGGUAGACCAAUCACAAUCUCACACUCGCGAAACAUCCGAUGACGGAUCACGAGGGACUUCGAUCUUCAAUUUCCCGAGAAGUAGCAAGACAAAACAGUUUAUUGAGCGACGGGUUUCGAAAGUUGCAGUUGGACAAUUUUUCAAUAAGGUGCAAUCGUGGUUUGAGUCUAGCGAUGAGGAUGAUGGGUUUCUCGCUUAUAGCGCGGAGGAUGUGAAUUAUGUCCCGGGGUUUGGUGUCGAGAUUAAGAAGGAGAAUGAGAGUAAUGUAAUGAUAGUGCGGCAGGAGAAUGAUCGUUGGGAAAAGAGGAGGUGGAGGGAUGAGGUGGUCAGGGAGGAGGACGAGUCGAGGGGCUUGUCGAGAACGAAGAGUUUUAGUGAGCCGCCGAGAGGGAGGAAGAGGAGUAGGAGUGUUGAGGGGAAGUGA